AUGAAAUUAUCUGGUCCCCCUCCUAAACCUAUGAAAGAAUUUAUUGAAGAACGACUUGGUGUGGAAUUGAAUAUUUUCAGUUAUCUCACAGGAAUCACCUUGGAUAAUUGCCAUUAUAAAGAUUUUGCAGUUUAUGCUACUUGGAAUUUUGAUAUUACUUCUAAACUUGAAUUAGAAUCUUCUUCUAAGAAAGGAAAAGAAAUUGAUUCAGGUUCAACUAGUUUACUAAAUCAUGUUAUAUCAAUUGCAACUAUUUGUUGCAAACCUCAUAAUGAUCGAAUUAAAGGACUUAGUAUAAAUACUCUAGUUCGCUUAUUUCAAAUAAUGUUAAUCCGAUUCCCGGAAAAAAUCAUGUCGGAGUUUAUAUAUACUUUUAUCUUCUUAGAAGGACCUACAAAAGUUCCAAAUUUUAUUAAUCACUUAAUAGAAUUAAAGACUUUCAUGUCUAUGCAUCUUUCGUGGUGGUUAUCGAAUUUACAUCAACAAGAAAAACAACAAGAAAAAGAAAUGGCAUUGGAAGAAUUGAGAUUACCGGUUGCAAAAUAUACUUUCAUAUGGUUAGUUGAUAAAGAUGUGUUAUCAAAGGUAGAUUCUGAAUCAGCAAUAUUUAUUAAAUUGAUCAAACCAACCACUUCAAGUUCUAUGAGUAAAAAUCACAAAAAUCGCAAAAAUCAAAGAAAUAGAAAAAAGCAAGGAAAAAAUACCAAAAAAAGUGACAAUAACAAUAAGGAUCAAGAUCAACCAUCUCAUUAUUACUUUGAUAGUAUUUCUUUAUCAGCGACGGAAUCUCCAACUUUAACCUGUUCAUUUCAUCUUCCUAUUGCAUUCUAUGAAUCGCAUCUUGAUUGGAUAUUAGAAUGUAAUAUAGGAUCAAUUACUAUUUUACCAUCAAGUAACAAAUUUACUUUAUCCAGAGUUAAGCAAACCAAUGAUAAAUAUUUUGAUAAUUGGAUUGAUUUUUUAUCAUCUCAAUAUAAUAAUAAUGAGAGUGGUGGUGAAUAUGGUUGGAAUGAUGAAAAAGAUGAAAGUAUUAAAAAUAUUGAUGAUAUUACAAAUGAUUCUAGAGAAUGUAAAAAUUGUAAAAAGGUUUUUAAUAUCAAAAGUGGUGGUGGUACGUGUAGUAAAUGUAAGUCUGCAUUUUAUUGUUCUAAGAAUUGUCAGAAUCAAGAUUGGAAAAGACAUAAGAAACAAGAUUGUGUUGUUCAUAAAUCAUAA
Molecule: messenger RNA, 1215 nt
Organism: Diversispora eburnea
Lineage: Eukaryota; Fungi; Glomeromycota; Glomeromycetes; Diversisporales; Diversisporaceae
Source: the annotation of a GenBank genome assembly